GGCCGUUUGCAGUGGAGACGACGCCGCCGCCUCGCGAUGCUGCGAUCAGCCUCGGGUCGCCCCUUCUUGCCUUCCCAUCACAUCCUUCGUCGCCUCCUCGCCGCCGCCCCCUCCCCGACCCCUCCGCCGGAGUGGAUCGAUCCCUUUCUCGACAUCUCUGGCGUCGCCUGCCACCCCGCCGACCCCAGCCACCCAUCCCCGUGGCUCUCCCGCAUCGCUCCCCUCGUGGUCGCCUCCUCCCCGGCCUACCUCUCCUCCGAUCUCAACGCCUUCUGCCGUAAGUACAUCAUCCGUCUCACUCCCGCGUUUGUAUCCCACGUCAUUCGCACCCCUGACCUCCGCCGCUGUCCCGACCUCGCCCUCGCCUUCUUCCGCUGGGCCGCCACCCAGAAGAAGUACCCCGGACACGACCUCGACUCCUAUGUCUCCUUGAUCGACAUAUUGGCAUCUUCCUCCGAUACCAAAGAAACCAGUCGAAUCAAGGAGCUCGUUGCCGAGAUCAGAGACCGCGGGCUUCCGGCGUCGACUUCUGCCACCACUUCGUUAGUGCGGAGACUCGGCUCCGUUGGAAUGGUAGAAGAGUUGCUGUGGGUCUGGAGGUGGAUGAAGGAGAGUUCGGUCGAGCCGUCGCUCAUGUGCUACAACUGUUUGUUGGAUGGCCUGGUGAAUUCGAUGUUUAUUGAUUCGGCUGAGAAAGUCUUUGCUGCGAUGCAAAAGAAUAGAAUUUUCCCUGAUGUUGUCUCCUACAACACACUGAUGAAAGGUUACUUCAAAGUAGGGAGGACACAAAGAGCAGUCGAGAUAUUUGUUGAAAUGCAAGAGAAGGAGAUUGAGCCUGAUAAAAUUACAUAUCUGAUAUUGAUGCAAUGCCAUUAUUCUAAUGAGGAUUUCCAUCAAUGCCUGGUGCUGUUCCAUGAGAUGGAAGAGAGGGGAGUGGAAAUUCCACCCCAUGCUUACAGUUUGGUUAUAAGUGGCUUGUCCAAGGAAGGAAAGCCAUUCGAAGGGAUGUCAGUAUUGGAGAACAUGGUUAGGAGGGGCUGCAAAGCCAACGUGGCUAUUUACACUGCAUUAAUUGAUUCUUUUGCGAAGAGUGGGAAUGAGGAUCAAGCUAUGAUUCUAUUCCAGAGAAUGAAAGAUGAUGGGUUUGAGCCAGAUGAAGUCACUUAUGGUGUGAUAAUUAAUUGCUUUUGCAAAGCUGGGAAGGUAGAAAAGGCAAUGGAAUGGUUUACGUUCUGCAAAGAGACUCAUGUCCCAGUGAAUGUCAUAUUCUAUUCUAGCCUUAUUGAUGGCUUUGGUAAAGCAGGGCUUGUUGAUGAGGCUUUACGGCUUUUCAACGAGAUGUUAGAGAAGGGCUUUGUGCCAGACUCUUACUGCUACAAUGUGCUAAUUGAUGCCUUCGUAAAAGCUGAAAGGAUCGAUGACGCUUGUGCACUAUUUAAGAGAAUGGAGAUAGAGGGUUGUGAUCAGACUAUUUAUACGUACACCAUACUUUUGGAUGGGUUGUUUAAGAAACACAAAAACGAAGAGGCAUUGAAACUCUGGAACAUGAUGAUUGAUAAGGGAAUAACUCCCACCCCUGCAGCUUUUCGAGUCCUUUCAACUGGCCUGUGCCUCUCAGGAAAGUUCAAUAGGGCCUGCACGAUAUUGGAUGAAAUGGCACCUAUGGGAGUAGUGCCUGAGACAGCCCAUGAAGAUAUGAUUAAUGUGCUGUGUAAAGCAGGUCGGCUUCAGCAUGCUUGCAAGCUUGCAGAUGGAAUUAUAGAUAAGGGUCGUGAGGUUCCUGGAAGAGUUCGAACAAUUAUGAUUAAUGCUCUGAGAAAGGCUGGAAAUGCUGACUUGUCAAUUAAAUUAAUGCAUAGUAAGAUUGGUAUUGGUUAUGACAGAUUUGGUAGCAUCAGAAGGAGAGUUAAAUUCCAAACACUGUUGAAUUCAUAGUAUCUGUUAUCACUUAGAUGGUCACAGGUAUUCAACUGCUGGUCCAAUUUAUUUCUUGGAUUAUUGUUUGAAGCUAACCAAACACUCCAUUCAGAAAAAUGAAGUGGCAAUACCCAAAUUCACCCCUUUGGUUUGUUCAAAUAAUGAACAAGAUGCCUAUAUGACAUAAAAACAGUGGCUAAUACAGAUUUGCUUCUAGAUUUUUUGUUUGUGCUACUCAAAAAAUAGAAGGUGAACUGCAAAAUUCUUAACUAGUGCAUAGGAAAUUAGUAUAUUUGAAGAUUGCAAUUGGUCCUUUGUUAAAGGUGAGUCUUUGCAUCCAGUAAGGCGGCACAUACAAUUUGGGUCAAGGUUCAAUUCACAGAAGCUACCUCUUUGAACGCAGCAACAAGGCCAUGUGGGUAUCUUUCCCAUCAGAUUUUUCAAAGCCUUAUGUACAAGGCUGCUCUUUUUCGUUCGAUUGGAUUAUGUUGCUGGGUUUGAGUAAUUGAUACUUUCCACGGAGAGGGGAGAGUAAUUAAAUGACCAUUUUCUGUUUGCCAAAAGUAGGUAUGCGUUAGGCAAAUGAAGAAUCACGAAUCAUAAUCUUUCAAGUCUGCCUUAAGGACAUUGAACAAUUCUUAUUUGCAAUCUGUAGUGGAAAGCAAUUAAAUGGCCACUUUACAUUUGCCAAAUGAAGAAUUAUGACUCAUUGUCUUGUCCUGUGCUGCUGCUGAUUCAUACACUUUGCAUGAAAUUGGAAACUUGAUCUGAUUAAGUAUAGUGCAGAUCUUCACAGAAUAGGAUGUGCAAGAACCUCAAGUCGAAGUUCAAAACUGAUGGCACUGAAUUCUAAGUUUAUCGUAUUGAUUUCUUCUCAUCUUUCAUUCUGCUAAAAGAACACAACCAUUAAUGUUGAGUUAUAAUUUUAGGCUCAUGCCCUCAUGUUGCUCUUUUGUUUUUCUCCCGUAUGCUGAAAAUCAUUAGUCUAUACUGGUACUUAACAAUGCUACUUCAAAUGUGAUUGUUGUGGUA
Messenger RNA from Zingiber officinale, 2949 nucleotides. RefSeq names its product pentatricopeptide repeat-containing protein At1g03560, mitochondrial-like. NCBI's taxonomy places the organism in Eukaryota, Viridiplantae, Streptophyta, Magnoliopsida, Zingiberales, Zingiberaceae. Gene Ontology annotation, molecular function: protein binding. Bases 37 to 1935 code for a protein of 632 amino acids. The transcript has a single exon. The record is from RefSeq and is a predicted model, not a curated record.